Molecule: messenger RNA, 11934 nt
Organism: Penicillium daleae
Lineage: Eukaryota; Fungi; Ascomycota; Eurotiomycetes; Eurotiales; Aspergillaceae
Exons: 3
Coding region: 1-11934 (3977 amino acids)
Source: RefSeq, a predicted model, not a curated record
AUGCCGCCCGCGGCUGAACGCGAUGAACGUGGUGCUUCGGGGCUUGAAUCUACACUCGAGGGUGCGCUUGCUACUGCCGCAGGUAUAGGCCUGAGCGAGGAAAUCCUGCACCAACGUCCUCGGAGUCGUUCCACGUCUCCUCCCAGUGCAGAACGUGCCGUCGACCUGGCUCCCAAGUCCCAGAGUAGACCCUCAUCGCCGGAGGUGGCCCGCGAGCUUGAUCAAACACCCCAUCGUCGUCGCGCAUCUAUGGCCCACUCGACGACCGAGUCACCCACUGCCGUGCCAUUGCAUUUCCGUCGACCUCCAACAUCGCCUGGGUUGUCUCGUGCUGUGCCUGUUGCACCAUCUCCUACGGCUAGCGGUGACUCUCCGACCUCCCCCAGCCAGACACGCCAUCGCCGUCCGAACUCUGUCGAGUUUAGGAAUUCUCGCGAGAUUCGUCCCCUCUGGCUCGUUGAGCGCCAUGGCUCCUCGAAGGGUGACCUGAUUGAACCUGACGAGGUCUUGCCCUCGCUUCCAUCUAGCAAGACUUCGUCCCGCGCCCCGUCCGUGGAGGACCUGCGCUCUCUCAACGAUGAAGAUGCCGUCCGCAGCUGGGAGCCGUUUGAUCUCAACCCGUCCUUAAUGGACCGUCGCAGACCAACUGGUCUGACUAUCUCGACUUCUCAUGCCAAUGAUCAGGCAGAUGGGGAUCUGCUUGAUUCCCAGCAGGCUACUCCCACUGCGGAAGACUUUGGUGCCUCCACGGGAUCCAAAAAACAGAAGCCUACGUAUGAGUUCCAUUCUCCGUCGGAACUCUUGCAAGAUCCCGCUACGUAUCCUGAGAUCCCUGGAUCGCCUGCUAUGGAGGCUCUUCCUUCUGCCGCGGGCUCGGUGGUUGGUGCGAAGGAUAGUGAUGUCUUUGAGACGCCAACUGAGGAGAAGGAGGCUCUGUUUGAUAAUUUAGAGGCUGCUAAGGGUGUCGGGUUUGCGGGCAUUGUUGAUGCUGCUGUUGUUGCUGCUGUUAAGGAGCAUAGCGAGCCCGCUGCCGCUGAGAAUGAGGACACCACUAGCGUUGCUACUGAGAGAGAGUUGCCUGUCGAGAUUACUACCGAGACGUCUACUGCCCUGGCACCGAAGUUUGGCGGUUUCGCUGAUAUCGUCAAUUCAGCCGUCAUGGCUGAGGUGGCUCAUGACAAGACCCCCGCCGAGGAAGAAGUUGGUGAGCCUGGCACCGCUAUCGAUGAGCGUGCUCCCAAGGACCUUGCCAUUGCACUUGCAGUGGAGCCUGAAGCAGUCAAAGAGUUGGUCCCUGAGCCUGCCGAGGAUCCGGCUCAACCUGUUGAGUCUCAACAGACAGAAGAACCUGUUGCUGAGGAGGUUUCAGCUACCUCUUCUUCGAAGAAGAAAAAGAAGAAGAAAGGGAAGAAGGGCCAAGCUAGUGUUGAUUUGUCUUCUGAGCCUGUGCCUGCUUCUGAAGAACAGACUCCGGUUGAGCCUCCCACCGAGGAGAAGGCUCCCACUUCUGAAGUCCCCGAGACCGAGACCCGUUCCAUUGAGGCUGAAGCUGUUUCUACUUCUACUGAUCAAGAUGUUGCUGUUACGCCCCAACCUGAAGUUGAAGCGGUCGAGAUGUCUCGCGAAGUUGUGCCUGAGCCUCUUCCCGCCGUGGUUACUGAGGUUGUUGAGACCGAGAAAAAUGUCCAGCCUGAACCGGAAUCUCAGCCUGUCGUUGAGGAGACCUCUGCUCCAGCUGAGUCGGAUGCUGUCAUCGCCACUGAGUCCCAGCCAGAGUCCAUGCCUGAGACCCCAGUUGACGUGACUGAGCUUGAGGCUCCUAUGACAGCUGCUCAAAAGCGCAAAGCCAAGAAAACAGCAAAGAAGAAGGCCAAGAGUCUUUCUAUUUCAGAGCCUGCGGAGAGUACGACCGAUGAGGUCGCAAUUGCUCAACCUUCUGAUGAGACUGCGGCUUUCCAUGAGGACAAGGGUCCCGACGCUGAGGCAGGCGAGGCAACUUCUGCGGUUGUGCACGAAGAGCAGGAUGUUUUCCAAGAUGCCAAUGCUCCAGAGAUCUCUGUUUCUGUCGAGCAGACAACACCCGAUAUCCAAGAGUCGCGUGACAUCAAGGAGACCGUUGAAUCAACUCCUCAAGAAGCUCACCAGCCUGCGGAUGACGUGACAAAGCCAAUUGAAGAAUUACAGUCUACCCCAGUCCCAGAAUUGGAUGUCGCCGGAGUUCAACCAGCCGAGGCUGUCCAAGUAGAGAGCACGACAGAGCCAGAGCCAAUUGUGGAUGCUGCUCAGCCCGACGAUAUUGUCGAGUCUGUAGCUGCCGCUGAAGAUGCUGCGAUGCCAGAAAAGCUCACCGAGAGCGACGACGAUCUUUUCCAUGAAGCUGUCGCAGAGCAGCCUGAUGUCUCCGAACAACAGAUGGCAACUGAGCCGGAAAUCUCCACUCAGCCCGCUGCAGAGCCCAUCGCUGAGACUGCACCGGCAGAACAGGAGCCUGGGGUUCAUAUGACCGCGGCGCAGAAAAAGAAGGCUAAGAAGGACAAGAAGAAGCGCAAGUCUGUUUCAUUCGAGGAUACCACAACUCCUUCCGAGGCCGCCGUUGAUGCUCAGGCUGAAGGGGUCGCUAAGGAACUGCAACCUCAACAGUCGCCUCCUGUUGAAGUUGUUGAAGCUCUAGAAUCCUUGACAAGCGGCGAGGUGCAGCCUUCUGAGAUCGAACAAGCCACUGGAGAGCAGCUCGAACCUCCAUCUGGGGAGACCAAAUAUUUGUCUGAACCUGCUGUUGAAGCUUCCAGAGACUUGGCCGAACCUUCUACCGAGGAAGCCGUGUCUGCUGCCCAGACUGACUCCUCUCCUUCUGGCGACUCCGAGCCAACUCCAACUCUUGAUAUCGCCGAGACUACUGACUCUACUCGCGAUCAGCCAGAGCAACCUGCUCCUCAACCUGAAGCCGAAGCCGACGCUGAGCCUGAGGUGCCUCUGACGGCGGCACAGAAGAAGAAGGCUAAAAAAGACAAGAGGAAAAAGGCUAAGCAGCAGAGUGUGUCUUCCCUUCCUGAUGAGGAGAAACUGGCUGAGCCAGAGUCUAUCGAGUCUCAAAACACUGAGGUUACUGAAGCCGACCAUGAAACUUCUGAGAGUGCUGAGCCUGCUGCUGAGCCGACUGUGUCUGCUGAGACUUCUGAGCCUGUUACAGCUGCAGAGCGUACCGAAUCCUCCGAACCUGCUCCCGAUACUCCCGGAGAUAUCUUCGAUACCGCCACGGAGACCCCUAUGGCCUCUGAACAGCCAUCGAUUGAUGUCCCUGGCCCAGAAGAAAAGCGUGAAGAGCCAAUCGCGGCCGAUCAGCCCAAACAAGAUGAGCCUACUUCUGGUCCAGAAACGGAGACCAUCCCGGAGGCCCCUGUCGGAGUGUCUGAUGUUGCUAAAUCUGAAGAAGAGCCCCCGAUCUCCGAAGACAAGCCAGAGCCAGAAGCCACUCCUGCCGAGCCUGAAGUCCCCAUGUCAGCAGCUGAAAAGAGAAAGGCUAAGAAGGCAAAGAAGAAGAAGCAGCAACAGGAGAGCAUCAGCUCUGUUUCCGAGGAGACGCCUGCAACUGAUGCAGCGUCUCUGACCGACGCUGACACUGCUGAGGCCGGCAAAGAAGUUCAAGAUGUACCCGAAGCGGAUGUUAAACUCGUGGAUGAUACACCUGCCCCUGUUGCUGAGCCCGAGAUCAUCGAGACUAGCAAAGAAAUUGACUCUAGCGAACUUCCUGCAGCAGAGCCCGAGACAAUUCCAUCGGUUAAGACUCCAGCGGAAGACAAGGCUGUUGAGCCAGCCGGCCAGGUGGCCCCUGCCUUAACAGAGGUGGAUGCCCAGGUUGAACCUCCUCGAGAAGAGGUGCCUCUUGAGCCUGAACAGCCCAAGGAAGAGGAACCAGCCCAGCCUCCCAUCGCUGAGCCUCUGCCCACCACUGAAGCUACAGAAUCACAGCCCGUCGAGUCAGAAACUCCCACAGCUGAACCUGAGGCUCCGAUGACUGCUGCGCAGAAGAAGAAGGCCAAAAAGGAGAAGAAAAAACAGCAAAAGCGGCAGUCUGCUCUUUUAGAUGAACAGGAUACAACCGAGACAGACGCUGCUCCCACCCAACAACAGGAGGUUGAGCCAACUGUUGAUGUGACUCAAGAGGUCUCUGUUUCCGAAGAGACCAACCCUGUCAAUGAACCUGCGCCGGCAGAAGCAGACAAGGAUGUUCAACCUGAGGCUAUACCCGUUGUUGAGGACAGCCCAGCCCCUGCCGAUAUUGAGAAGGAAGCUCCCGUGGAUACAUCCGCCAAUGAAUCUGUUACAACGGAGCCUCUUGUGGAGCCUUCCGCUGAUGCUCUCACUGCGCCUGAUGUACGCCUCCCAGAAUUUACUUCCCUCGACAUCACACGUAUAGAAUUGGCUGACCAUUACCAGGAGCCCAAGGAUGCUGCUACUGUAUCAGAGGAGACUGCUACAGAAAGCCCUAUGGUCGAUCAACUCACUCCCGACCAGUCUCUCGAAGAACCAGCUACCCCGGUUGAGACUCCAGUGGACACUGCUACAACGGAAGAGUCUACUGCAACCCCUGAGAUCGCGCCGGUAGAGCAGACUGAAGAGGCUGAACCGACUACUCCAUUGUCAAAGAAGGACAAGAAAAAGAAAAAGAAGAAGAACAAGUCUCUUGUCCUAGAGGAAGAGUCGCAGCCUGAGCCAGUUCAAGAAGAAUUGACCAAGUCAAAUGAACCUGUCGAACUUCUCGAACCUGUCGAGCUAACUGAACCUGCUGCGCUUAUCGAGUCUGCCAGAUCCGUUAAGCCUGUUGAGCCUGUCGAACUCGUUGAGCCUUCUCCGGUUCAGACUCUUGACACCACCAAGACGAUCGAGGAGCCUCAGUCUCUCCCUGUGACCGAAGAGCCCCAGAGCAUCGAACAGCCAUUCCCUGAAGAGACUGUCAAAGAUGAGGCCAUAUCAGAACAGCCCAGCACCGAGACCGCCGAAGAACCUUCUCAGCCCUCUGAGGCCGAGGUGCCAAUGACCGCUGCCGAAAAGCGAAAAGCCAAGAAAGACAAGAAGAAGCGCAAGUCUGUCGCCUUUGAGGAUGAAGCACGUGCUACUCAGACCGAGUCUCAGCCUGACCAAGAACAAGAUGCUCCAGCCGAAUCCACUGAGCCCAAGGAUGUUCCUUCCGAGGAGGCUGCUCCUACUCAAGAAUUGAGGGAGUCUUCUAAGGAUACUCCAGAAAUCGCGGCUGAAACUGUUGAGAAUCUCACCUCCGAACCUGAGGCUACAGCGAUGGAUCAGGUUGAAGCAUCCGCCGACCAAGCAGUCCCUGUGGAGGUUGAGGGAACGGAUGUGGCCGAGAGCGUGAAGGAGGAUUUCUCAGCGGACAAACCAGCAGACCACGAAGUUAAGGAGCCGGAGGACGAACCCUUGGCUUCUGCCCAAACUGAGGAACAACCUGCGGUUCCCAUCGAGCCUGAGACUACUUCAGACGGGAUGGCCGACAUUGUCGAAGAGCCCUCAGCUCUGAAUGCCGAGGCGACCGAAUCAGCAGCCGAAGCAGGUCUAUCAGCUAAGGAGCGCCGCAAGCUCAAGAAAAAGGAGAAGAAGAAGUCCAAAUCCGUGGACUUGACUGAAGAACUCCCUUCUCCCAUAGCGGCCUCGCAAGAGGCUGAAAUCCCAGCUGAGCCUCAGCCUGAAGCACCUAGAGAAGUUGAGCCCGAGGCGCCCCGGGUUGAGCAACAUGAAGACUUGACAUCGGUUGAUGUCGAUGUUCCCAAGGUGGACGAGGCCGAGGUUGCUGAAGCACCCGCCGACACCGAGAAGAACGACACUCCUGAGGCUGGUUUACCCGAGUCAAUUGACAGUCCCGAGCAAGCGGGCGAGCAGGAUAUCAUCGAGCCCAAAGAAUUGGACGACAAACUGCCCGUGAUCGAAACUGCAGAGCCCCCUGCGCAAGCGAUAGAAGAAAAGCUCGAGCAACCCGCCGAGCCAGAAGCAGAGGCCUCUCUGUCCGUCAAGGAGAGACGCAAGCUCAAGAAGAAGGAAAAGAAGCGCCAAUCCAAGAAUCUCGAUGUUGAUGAAAAUGUCACCGCCGAAGCCACCACCGAAUUGAAAAGCCCUUCCGACGAACCAGAGAAACCUGUCUCGGACGAACCUGGUACACGAGAACUCUCUGAACCCGUCACGGCAAGCUCGCCAGCGGAGAACGACGGUAAAGAACUUCAGUCCCACGACAUGGAAAUGCCCACCACGCCGGAAAAAGAUUUAGCUUCGACUGAUGAGUUCUUGUCUUCGCAGGUAGAGCAGCCGCAGAUAGAGAGUCGUUCUUCAGAUUAUCCUCCCCCACCCGUGCUUGAGCGUGAUUUUGAUUCUGGCGAAGGGAAGGAGGAUGUGCAGAAGGAGGAUGAUGAUGUUGUGCCAGUCUUGGAGCAACCGGAGGUGCCGAGUAUGGAAGGAGACAAGAGUCUUGGUGAUGUUGAAGAAGUCUCAGAGCAGAAGCAGCAGUAUGCUGUGGACGUUGAGCCUGUACAGGAAGAAGAAAAUCCCGGGGAAGUUGAGGUACCUGUAGCUGUGGAGGAGACAUCAAAGCCCAAGGAAGAGGAAUUGAUUGAGAGGGACCCAGUUGUCGAGUCUGCUAUCGAGGAGGUCGAACAGCCGGCCUUGUCCAAGAAGCAGAAGAAGAAGGACAAAAAGAAGAAACAGAAGCAGGAAGAGAAGGUGGAGGAAGAGGAAACUACCGCCCCUGGACCUAAGCAAUUGCCUGCAGAAGAGAAGGACCAGGCGGAGGCCCUCAUCGAGCCCAGUCAAGAGACCCACGAGCAGCCGAUCGCCGAGCUUGAACCAGCUGCCGAGCAACAGCCAGCGCAAAGUGCCGAGGAAAUCUCAACCGAACAGACCCGGGAUCUCGAUCUCUCGGUCUCUCAGCCCCAGCUUUCGGAAGAUGUGGAAUCAGUCAAGGACAUCGAACCUACCCAGGUAGAGAAUGUUGUUCCCGAGCCUGAGCAAUUGGAUGAAGCGCCGCUAUCGAGGAAGCUGAGCAAGAAAGAAAAGAAGAAGCAGCGUCAAGCUCUUGCACAACAAGCUGAGACAGAAGCUGUCUUUGAGCCCUUAGAGCAAGAAGCUCAGGCCACAGCUGAACCGGAAACCUCUGCUUCCGCACCUAUUGAGCAACAAGAAGAUAUUCAGCCUGCUGUCACCAGUGACGUCCCUGUCCAGUCUUCCAUCCCUCUCGAGGAUGACUCGAAGGAGGUUGAACUGCCUGUUAUUGAAGCAGAACAGCCUAUUGCGACAGGACAUGAACGAACAGAGCCAGUCGACGAACCAUUGUUUGAGGGGCCCAAGCCAGAGGGCGGCGAUUUAGCCCCAGCUCCUGCAGAUACCACGGUUAUUGUUCCUCCUCCGGAGCCUGCAGAGUCUUUAGAGCAAGUGCCAUCGGAGGACGCGCCGGAAGCUGCCGAGCAGCCGACAAUUACGAGGAAAAUGAGCAAGAAGGACAAGAAGAAGGCCGCCGCCGCCGCCGCUCUUGCAACUGAAGAGGAGAAGCCUGCCGAGCCAGAGCCUGCACUUAGCAACGCAUCCCCUGCCGCCGAAGAGAACAUCGACCUCUCCAAAGACGAGCCAGCUGUCGAUGAUACUCAGCAGUCCCCCGAGUCUGAGACUGAAUUGCAGCGACAGGCUGCGGAACAAGACCGCGACAACACCGAUCUAGUGGUUUCUGACACCACUGAAGAUGCGGCUGAGAAGCAGGUUGCAGAGGGAGAGCAGCAAGUUGAACCUUCUGCUGAAGAGCCUAAGCUUGAGCAAGUGAUUGAGGAGCCUGUUGUUGAUGAACCUAUCACUCGCAAGAUCUCUAAGAAGGAGAAGCGCAAAGCCAAGAAACAAGCCGAGCAGCAGGUGUUCGAUUCUCCUACGAUGGAGGCCGACACUGCUCAAGAGGCUGUCGCCGAACCUGAGCCCGAGGAUGUGGCUGUCAAAGAGUCAAUUCCAACGGAGCAACCCAGAGAGGUUGUUCCCGAGGCUGAGCCUGUCGCUCAAGAGGAAACGACAGCCCAGGAAAUUUCGCAGCCUGAGGAGCUGCCUAUUCCGAGCGAUGAUUAUCCGGAUGAAGAGAUCAAGGAGAUUGAGCAUAGUGAGCCCUCUGUUCCCUUGGGUUCUUCCGAUGCUCCAUCGUACGCAGAGGCCAAGAAUGAUCAACCCACGCUCGAGCUUGGAGAUGAACGUGCUUUCGAAGCUAUUGAUCCUGUUAAGGAAGAUGAUUUUGUCACAAAUCCUCCGGAAGAGCCUGAGAUGGUCGCGCCGCUUUCUAAGAAACUGUCCAAGAAAGAAAAGCGAAAGGCCAAGAAGAAGGGAAUUGUGGAAGAAGAACCCACUAGCUUGGAAGAUGAUUUGCAUGCUAUCCCCGAGCCUGCUCCUCCAGCUGAUUUCCAAGACGCAAGUGCCUUCGCUCUCAUGGCCGAGAAGACCGAGCCCAUGACAGAUCCUCCGGUUUUGUCUGAAUCAACAAAAGAGCCAAAGACGGAAGCCAAAACAACAAAGGAGAUUGAGCCUGCGAUCGACGCCCAACCCUCUGUCGAGCCAGAAGUUGUGACGGAUUCUCCUCCAAUUAUUACCAAUUCUCCGACCGAGGAGCCCGAACCUGAGCUGGAGACAGCCCUCUCGCGCAAAGCUUCGAAGAAAAAGGCCAAGAAGGCAAAGAAAGCUAGCCAAGCCUUGGAACUAGAGCCACCUGUGGACAAUGCGAUUGAACAACAAGAAUCUGGCGUGGCUCCUGAGCCGGAAGCAUUGACUAAGGAUAUUGCUGGUUCAGCUGUGCUGGAGAAGAAACAAGGUGAUGAGGACUGGCCUGCAAUUGAAUGGGAGGGUGGCCAUUCUCACAAACAUGAGCCAUCACAAGACAAGAUCCCCGAGCCAGAGCCAGUGACGCCUAUUCCUGAGUCGGAAGCUAUCGGUGAUUACGAUGAGUCUGCCAUUCCCUCUGCGUUGCAAGAGGUUCAGAGGAAUUUGGAGCAGCUCGUCGAGGAAGACGGAGAAACUUGGUCUGCACCCCUCAGCAAGAAAGAUAAAAAGAAGGCCAAGAAGACCAAGCGCAAGUCAGACCAGGCGGCCCUGGCAAUCGGUGAACCCGACGAAGAGCCGUCUCACAAGAAGAUCGAGCUGGUGCAUGAAUCCACAACUGCACUACCAGUGGAACUCCCAGUCUCUGCUCCCAAAGAGAUCGAGGCUGAGCCACCUGCUCGAACUACGACUCCCGGUGGCUCCAAGAUUGCAAGCCUCUUCCCAGGGUUAGAACGGGGAGGGUUUCGGCGAUCGGUUCUGGACAUCAAAUCACCGUCGCUAAAAGAUAGUGCUGAGGAAGAGACCGCAGCGGACUUGGAAGCAAAUCGCGAAAUCGCGAUCCCCGUCUCGGAAGCACCCCUAGCGACCACUGAUACCACCGACAAGCGUCACUUUGGCCACGAGAUACCUACGGAGGAGAAACGAGAAGAGUUGCCCGAAGACUUGCAGGAUACGACUAUCGAAUAUGAUGCUCCAGCGGUUAGCUACUUGCAGCCAGAGUCACCAAUCGAUCCCGAACUGCCAAUCCACCGUGAGCGCUCCGUCGCAGAUCAAUUCCCAUCGCCUGGUCAUGCUGCCUCUAAGGAGCGAUCAUCCAUGCUGUUUGGCUCGUCCCCGUCUACUCGCACCGAAGAAGCCUCUUCGCCCCGGCGACUGUUGCCCUCCCAGAUGGAUGCCCCUGAUGAUGCCUCCUGUGGAUUGCGCCGAACUCCAACUGUGAUCCACGGGCGACACCAGCAGACUCCCCGUACCUGGAACUUGGAGGAAUCGUCUAUCCCCGCUCCAUCUUCCUCCCCGCCUCGCUCUAUCUUUGGGGGACAUUACGAUGAGCCCCAUUCCCGGCCCCGGACUCCGCUGGACCCCAUUGCGGAGCAGGAGCCAGGGGACGGGAACCACGCAUCCACGGCUCGCGACGGGACUCCCCGUUUGGAGAUCAAGCCAGAGCAUGUCUUGCCCCGACCUCAUACUCCCGUGCGGAAGUUUACAGACAAUGCCAUGGCCCGAGAGACCUGGCCAACUCCGGACAAUGAACACAAUGACAAAACCCGGAGCCAUGAUGACCUUUCCAAGGCCAGCAAACUCAGCGGCGAGUCGGGAUCACCCAUGACCCAAACGCCUGAGCAGGGUAUACCUGUAUUGAAGCCCAGCGGCAGCAAGGGUAAGCUGCGUCGCACGAAUCGCAGCACGAGCAGCGAUCUGCGGGGCGCUAGCAAAGCGCUAGGCUCUUCCCAGCCUCCCCCAACCCUCGAUCUCGACCAGCUUCCUUCUUCUUCCUCCUACGACCCUGUCACCGACAAGGGCAAGCGUCCCCUGCGAAACAUGUCGGAUGUCUAUGAGGGAUGGGGUGAGACGCCCAGCUCCCCACGGUCGCCCAGCCGACCGCCAAGUGUCCGCCGUCGUCAGAGUGUGCAACACCUUCAAGAGAUGGAAUCUCGCCUCGAUCAACUCAUCUCGGAAAAUCGCCUCUUGAUUUCCGCUCGCGAUGAAGCCGAAGAUAAAUUGCGCAAUGCGAGCGUCGCUCGCCGGAAGAGCGAUCGGGCCCUCAAUACCAGCGGCGCCGACUUGCGGGACAAGGAAGCCGAAGUGGAACAACUGAAGACUUCAGUAGAGUGGCUGCAGCGGGAAAUGAGCCGUCUGACCCAGGAGAAUGAGGGUUUGACGGCGUCAAAUGCUGCUCUCGCUGCCGCGCACGCAGAUGAAGUCAACACUGUGCGCGAGUCAUCCACACGAGAGCUGGAUGACCUGCGGUCGCAACAUGCUGCGUUGUCCACUCAGGUGGAUACUCGUGUGCGGCAAGAGAUUGAGUCGGCUCUUGCUCAAAAGGACGCGGAAUUGCGACGUCUCCGUGAAGAGCUGGAGGAAGCCCGCGACAAAGUGAAGGAGCUCCAGCAACAGAUCGCAUCGUCGCUUCAAGACAAUACACUCGUCUUCCGAGACGAGGACUACUUCGAUGCUGCCUGCCAGAAGCUCUGCGGUCAUGUCCAACAAUGGGUACUGCGCUUCUCGAAGCACUCUGACCACCGUCGCUGCCGCACUCUGAGUGAGCUGCACGACGAGAAGAUCGCGGAUCGUUUCGACAAUGCCCUGCUCGAUGGCUCCGAUGCCGACUCCUACCUCUCCGAUCGUGUUCGCCGACGUGAUAUGUUCAUGUCGGUGGUCAUGACCAUGGUGUGGGAGUACAUCUUCACCCGUUACCUCUUCGGUAUGGACCGUGAGCAACGCCAGAAGCUCAAGUCGCUUGAGAAACAACUGGGCGAGGUGGGUUCCCGGCGUGCCGUUCACCGCUGGCGUGCAACUACCUUGACCUUGCUAUCGAAGCGCCCGGCUUUUGCUUCCCAGCGUCAAAGCGACACCGAAGCUGUCGCUCUCGAGAUCUUCGGUACUUUGUCUCGCGUCCUUCCACCCCCGUCACAGGUGGAAGCUCAGCUCCUCGAAUCCCUACGCAAGGUUCUGAGGGUUGCUGUCAACCUCUCCCUAGAGAUGCGUACCCAGCUGGCUGAAUUCAUCAUGCUGCCCCCUCUCCAACCUGAAUACGACACCAACGGCGACCUGGCCCGCCAAGUCUACUUCAACGCCUCGUUGAUGAACGAGCGCAGCGGCGAAACCACCUCCAACGACGAGCUAGAGGCCCAACAAGCCGUCGUCCGCAUUGUUCUCUUCCCUCUUGUCGUCAAGAAGGGCAACGAUGUAGGCGAAGGCGAUGACGAAGUCGUCGUCUGCCCCGCUCAAGUCCUCGUUGCGCGCCCGGGCAAAGACAACCGUGUCUCCAAGAGGAUGAGCGUUGACCGUAUGUCCGUGGAUGCCCGCUCGGUCUAUAGUGCUGCACCGAGCAUGGCACCUCCCUCGGUGAUGGACAUGAGCAAUGUGAUCUGA